Messenger RNA from Ornithodoros turicata, 1370 nucleotides. RefSeq names its product small ribosomal subunit protein mS29-like (gene mRpS29). Gene Ontology annotation, molecular function: structural constituent of ribosome. Gene Ontology annotation, biological process: apoptotic process. Gene Ontology annotation, cellular component: mitochondrial ribosome; mitochondrial small ribosomal subunit. Lineage: Eukaryota; Metazoa; Arthropoda; Arachnida; Ixodida; Argasidae. The transcript has 12 exons. The record is from RefSeq and is a predicted model, not a curated record. The coding region runs from base 123 to 1316 and encodes 397 amino acids.
ACGUAACCUUCAGAGUGAACAAACACCUUAAAUCAGAUGAGAUUUAUAUACGAAACGCGCUUACUAAUCUGGUCUUGAAAGGAUAGAGGUAACCGCUAACACACCUCCCCAAAAUAGGGCCGAUGGCGUUGAAACUCACAUGUAGACAUGUCGGCAAGAGACUUUUGCGGAACGGUGGAAAACGCCUCUCAACUGCGGCUGCGACCGCAGAGAAACCCCUUCUAUGCCAUUUCAGAACACCAGAGAGCGAUCCGGCAAAGCACACGAAACUGCACGACGGUCUCUUUUACACAGUGCCCCCCGAAGUGAUCACGUCAGUUUUUCAAGUGAAUCCGUUUCCGAAAAAAUUCGGAGAAAUGAAUGACAUGUUUGCAGAGUGUAGCAUUAUGGUGAGACCACCGUUCUUAGAGAUCAAGAGUCUGUUGGAGUCUUACGACUAUUCUCUACCAGCACUUCGAGUAAUGAUCUAUGGCAAGUAUGGAUGUGGAAAAACAAUGACUCUCGCGCACCUUUUGCACUAUGCACACACUCAGAAGGACUGGUUGAUCAUCAGCAAGAUGUGGGCACCCCACUGGGUGAAGCGACCCAAAGAGGCAGCACCGCAAGGACCCGACGAAGUCUGUUGGGACUCUCCCGUCGAUGCUGCCGUUUGGCUGCAGCACUUUCGCUUUCUGAAUGCACCCGUCCUCAACCAGCUCGAGCUGACAACAUCAAAGAAAUAUCAGUGGUCUGAAAGGGAAGAGACCGCUGCUGGGGAACCACUUGUGAAUGUUAUUCAACAUGGUGUUGAACGCAUCAAACACGCCUGCGAUUGUGUUGGGGCACUGCUACAGGAGCUGAAGCAGUACAGCAACGCUGGCAGGGUGAAGACGCUAGUGGCUGUAGACGGAGUCAACUGCUUCUGGCAAGAUACCUAUCUCAAACGCACAGAUAGGAGUUAUGUUGCCGCCAAAGACCUGUCACUUGUCCGCCACUUCCUUGAGGUGCUCAAGGGUGACUGGUGUAAUGCAGCUGUGGUGGUGGUUGUGGAUGAACUUGCCCUCUCCUUAAGACAUCACAACCUAAAAUGGUCAAAUGUGCCAAGCUACUACCCUCACCAUCUUCUUGGAAAGCAUGGUUUGGAGUUCUUUGAACCGUUUGUGCCUGUUCACGUUCCAAAGUACAACGAGAAGGAGAUAGAAAGCUGCCUGGACUUCUACAUUGACAGAGGCUUCAUCCAGAACCGUAAAGGGUGGACGACGGAAGGACGUGCUGAACUCAAGUUUCUUAGUGGAUACAACCCAAUGGUACUAGGAGAUCUCUGCCGUACUCGGUGAAAUGUGGUGGAGAGACGUAAUAUUAGCUGUAAUAAAAUUCUUUCUCAUCCGUUA